Messenger RNA from Manihot esculenta (cassava), 1209 nucleotides. RefSeq names its product peroxidase 12. The coding region runs from base 24 to 1082 and encodes 352 amino acids. NCBI's taxonomy places the organism in Eukaryota, Viridiplantae, Streptophyta, Magnoliopsida, Malpighiales, Euphorbiaceae. The record is from RefSeq and is a predicted model, not a curated record. The transcript is spliced from 3 exons. Gene Ontology annotation, molecular function: peroxidase activity; heme binding. Gene Ontology annotation, biological process: hydrogen peroxide catabolic process; response to oxidative stress.
ACGCAAAAAGAAACCAACCAACCAUGGCUGCUGCUAAAUCUUUCAUCACUCUUCUCCUUUUCAUCUCUCUUCUCUCACUGGCUUCUUGCCUUAGCAGUGCUAGUGAGACAAAAUUCAAAGCUAAUGUUACUGUAUCAAACGGCCUGGCGUUUGGAUUCUACGCAUUUGUAUGUCCUCAAGUUGAAAUUCUUGUGAGAAAUCAUCUGUUGCAAGUUUUCAACAGGGACGUGGGGCAAGCAGCUGGAAUCCUUCGUUUACACGCCCAUGACUGCUUUGUUCAGGGAUGCGAUGGAUCUAUAUUGCUGGAUAGAUCAGUUGAGAGGACUGAACUUCCUAACUUGAGCUUGAGACCUGAGUCAAUUCAGGUUAUUGAUACUCUCCGCCAGAUUGUUCACUCCCAGUGUGGCCCUGUCGUCUCUUGUUCUGAUCUUCUCACACUCGCUGCGAGGGACUCCGUCUUCUUUACAAGUGGAUUUGACUACGCAGUCCCUUUAGGAAGGCGAGAUGGAGUAGUGUUCCCAAGACCAGGACAAACAUUUGAAGAUCUGAUAGCUCCUAAUGCUAAAACAACUGAAGUACUAACCAAGUAUGCUCGAAAAGGCUUGAAUUUAGUCGACGCUGUAGCCCUGUCGGGUGCCCACAGCAUCGGUAUCGCCCAUUGCAGCUCUUUCAGUGAACGCAUUUUCCCUAAUAGAGAUCCCACCAUGGAAAUUUCUUUCUUCAAUAGUCUUAGGCAAGUUUGUCCUGCACCAAAUGCCAAUGGCAUAGCUUCGUUGGAUAUUCGAUCCCCUUUUAGAUUCGACAACUUUUAUUUCAUUGAUCUAAUGAACCGACAGGGAGUGUUUACUUCAGACCAAGAUUUGUUUGAAGAUCUUAGGACGAGGCCAACUGUUAUUACUUUUGCUGCUAGCCAACCUUUGUUCUUCUCGAGCUUCGCAGUUGCCAUGACCAAGAUGGGGAGUGUGGAGGUUUUGACAGGCGCACAAGGGGAAAUUCGUGCCAGGUGCAACGUAAGGAACUCCGAUGUUAACGAUUUGGAGCCUGUAGUGGAAAAGGAUAUAGCUUCAUCCUCUGCAAUGUGAGAUAAAAUUAGUGCAUUUAGUUUCUAGCAAAGGAUAUGUUGAAGUCGUUGUAACUUGCUUGAUUUCUUAGUUGUAACUUUUGCUCUUUUGCUUCUUGGUUAAUAAGAUGGUUGCAUCUAUUGCCGAA